Molecule: messenger RNA, 6180 nt
Organism: Colossoma macropomum (tambaqui)
Lineage: Eukaryota; Metazoa; Chordata; Actinopteri; Characiformes; Serrasalmidae
Gene: micall1a
Product: MICAL-like 1a
Exons: 16
Coding region: 604-3420 (938 amino acids)
Molecular function (GO): protein binding
Source: RefSeq, a predicted model, not a curated record
CUGUGAGUCAUGUUCAGUUCAGUUUCGCCUUCAGGGGUCGAGGCGAGUGCGGUACGACUAUGGCUGAGCUUCAGUGCGGCUUUUUCAGUCUUGAACAAAUAUUAAAGUCAACAGAGACGGGUUAUGGGAGACGCAGUGACGGUAAUUCGUCGUUUGGACUUCGAGGACACAUUCAAAACUCGCAGCGCGGUUUGUUUGGAGGAAACGGACGCAGAGCUAACGUUAAUUAACGUUACUGAACGUUACUGCUGACACAAACCAGGGUCAAGAUCAAGAAAUCCGGACAUUCAGGAUCGUAUAAAAAGGAUUUAUUGCUUUGUCUUGUCACGAAAUUAUCAUGGACCUACUCCUUUGCCUUUUGGGUGAAUAUUUAUGGCAGUUUUACAAGCCAGCUGCUGAAUGUAACUAAUGUAACUUACUAGGCUAGCUAGCUAAACUAGCUUGCAGGGUGUUCUCAGAGCUGACGGAGAAGACAUACAUUUGCCACGUUGUGGUCCCCAAAGCUGAUUAUUUGAAGCUGUUCUGGCUGAAAGCUGAAAGGAAAAAGCUUUUACUAGCUUGUAAUUUGCCUCUGAAGUAAGUACCUGGACUAUUUUGUGGACCAUGGGCUCCUUGAAAGCCCUUCAGGAGUGGUGCAGAGUACAGUGUGAGAACUACAAUGAUGUGGACAUAAAGAACAUGUCCUCAUCUUUCAGAGAUGGACUGGCCUUCUGUGCUAUAAUACACAGACACAGACCAGACUUGAUAGACUUUGACUCCCUCUCCAAAGAAAAUGUCUAUGAAAACAACCGGCUGGCGUUUGAGGUAGCAGAGAGAGAACUAGGUAUUCCGGCCCUGUUGGACCCGGAGGACAUGGAGAAUAUGAAAGUGCCUGACCGCCUCAGUAUCAUCACCUACGUCUCGCAGUACUACAACUACUUCACUAACAAAUCUCACGCUAAUCCUCCUUGUAUGAAGAGGCCUGGUGGUACCAGUCACAUUGAACCAGCAGUAAAGAGACCUUCCACUCCUCUAGAAGACAGAACCUCCCAGGCUGAGUCGAAUGCAGAUGUCCAGACGAAACGCAGCACGUUGAGCAGCACCUGUGCAGCCUGUGGGAAACAUGUUCACCUGGUGCAAAGAUUCCUUGUUGAUGGCAGACUGUACCACCGCAACUGCUUCAGAUGUAGGGAAUGCAGCAGCACUUUGUUGCCUGGCUCUUACAAACUCAUUGGAGAUGCUGGGUCCCUGGUCUGCACGCACCACUUUACUAGGACUUCUUCAACCAGUCAGAACGGUCGUCCGGAUCUGAGCAAGCAGGUUGGCCCAGUAGCGCCAAGUGCAAGCCGUGAAAUCCCUCCCAGUGGAGGAAGUUCAGAAAACACACUUCCAUGUCAUGCUGAAGUCAACAAUGUCGCUCCAUCUGCGGACUUUCCUGAAACAGACACUCUGGAGAGAGAAAAUGAACAAGUACAGAAUAAGAAAGGAGGGGUGGAGACAGAAGCUGUGAAUAGCUCAAAAGAUGAGACUGAACCCCGCCCCUCCAGUCCUCCAAAUCCUUUUGAUGAGUCCGAUGAAGAGGAAGAGGAAAGGGAGAACGAGCAGCAAAAGCCAACAACAGAGGUAACCAAUGGUGCCCUUCCCCCAACCCCAGUGAAGAGUGCAGAGGAAGAAAGUCGACCAGUGCCCGCCCCUCGAAGGGUGUUUGACCACUCCCCUCCUGCGCGUCCUGUACCCAGGCCUCGGCCACCUAGACCCUCCCAGAGUCCGGCCGUCAAUGGAGAUGAACGUGAGCGUAAAGCGUCUGCACAAGUACCCCGGGAUAGGUCGUGUUCGCCUGCUGGCCAGUCCACCGACACUUCUAAACCCAAAGAUCCGCCCUGGCUGGCUCUUGUCAAAUCAGAGCCCAAGAAAAAGUUGGCUCCUCCUCCUCCUCCUCCUCCUGCCGCUGGUACAGCCACACCUCCACAUGCUGGGUCUGUUCCUUCUGUGAAGGAGGAAGAAUCCCGCCCUGCUGCCUCUGUGAAGGAGGAGCAGUCUCGUCCAGCCUCUCCCCCUAAUCCCUUUGAUGAUGAUGAAGAAGAGCCACAGGCAGAAAAUGCAGAGUUGUCGGUCCCGUCCUCUGUGGUCGCUGUCCAUCCAUGGUACGGGAUUACCCAGGUUGCUGAUGUCACUGGAACUGACACUCCUCCCAGAAAAGGGAGCCCCGCCCCCUCUGGGAGUCCGGGAAGUGCCAGAAGUAAAAAACGGCUGGCACCCAAAGCCCCGAAAUCUUCCUCUACAGCUCUUCCUUCUUCUCAGUCUUCCUCUGCCUGUCCCUCUCCAGCUCUGAGCUCAGAGAGUCUCUCUUCCUCUUCAUCGGACCAUGGCCUGUCCCGGACCACUGGCGCCUCUGCAGCGCCCCGGCGGCCCUCUGCUAAUGAGCAGGAACAUCCGUUCACCAAGAGUGUAUCAGAACCAUCAAUUAACAGUCCCAGCUCUGCCAACUCACCGCCUUCAGCUGAGCUUCAGUCCCGCCUCACGCCAAGCCCCUCCCCCUUGCCGCCUCAUACCAACACCUGUUCAGCUCCUGCCACUCCAGAGACCAAUAGGAGUGCAGGGGGUAAAGGUAUGAGGCCGCCCCCGCCCCGCCCUCCAGCUGGUCCUAGUCCACUGAUUGGAUCUCCUUCCUCACAGCCACCAAGCACGCCCAGUAAGCGGAUCUGUAAGGAGAAUCCGUUCAAUCGUAAGGCCUCCCCCACGGUCACCUCUCCGCAGUCCAGACCCCCUAAAGGCCCUCGACCUGCCCGCCCUCCUGCACCUGGACACGGCUUCCCCCUCAUCAAACGCAAGGUGCAAUCAGAUCAGUACAUCCCUGUAGAGGACAUCUAUGUGGAGAUGGGGACACUAGAGAGGCAGCUGGACGAGCUGGAGCAGAGAGGAGUAGAGCUGGAGCAGAAGCUCAGGGACUGCUCUAACGAGGAACAUGAGGAACGGCUGCUGGUGGACUGGUUCACUCUAAUUCAUGAGAAGCACCUGCUGGUGCGCAGAGAGGCAGAGCUGGUCUACACGGCAAAGCAGCAGAAUCUGGAGGAGAGGCAAGCAGACGUGGAGUAUGAGCUGAGAUGCCUCCUCAACAAGCCAGAGAAAGAGUGGAGCGAUGAUGAUCGAGACAGGGAGAAGCAGUUGAUGGCUGAGCUAGUCACCAUCAUCGAGCAGAGGAACCAGAUCAUCAACAGCAUGGAUCAGGACAGACAGAGGGAAGAGGAGGAGGACAAGCUAGUGGCAGCCAUGCUGAAGAAGAAAGAGUUUCAUGGCGAGAGUGAGCCCAAAAAGAAGCCUGCAAAAUUUAAACCCAUGAAGGUGUUGAGGAGGCUGAGCACAAAAAGCGACAUGCCAAAAAGUGUGAGCCCACGGAAGGAGAAAAGCUCGGGAGUUGGGACAGAGAGAGAUAAAACUUAAGAUAGAUAGUUCGUCUAACUCUAUUUAUACUUCUCUAAGCAAAUGGCUGGGAGAAACUGACAACAUGAACAUUUUUUCUCCUCUCUUUUCUUCAGCAUUUAUCCAAAAACUGUCAAUUAUCAGCAUAAUUUAUGUUUUUAAACUUAGCUUUGUGUAUAGAUGCAGUAUCGUAAUAAUUAAUGAAGAAAAUAGAAGACUAAGGUGUCUUUAUCCCAUAGGGUCUGACUCGAAAAUAAGACUAACUUUAAGUACUUUACCUUCUGUUUGAGAAGCAAGAACAGUUAAAACUCUUGUUCUUGUUAACUAUUUGCAAGAAUAGUCACUAGAUAUGAUAAACAUUAUUUACCAUUGAACAGGUGCACCACGUUUCAAAGACAUUUAAAAAGGGAAUUCCAUCGAUUUUUUUUAUUUAUUUAUUUUUUUUUAAACAUUUUUAAACACAAUUUAAUGGUUGAGAUGUAAACAAACAACCAGGGUGGAUGGAUGUGAAAUGGUUCACUGUAAAGAAGGUAACUGGCUCAGAUUUCCUUACAGUGGUGGUGAUAGGAACCAGGGGUCAUGAUGUCUACAACUAUAGCCGUUUUAUUUACUAUACAGAACCACCAGUCAACCUCCAUGUGUCUUCUGAGUUUUUAUAUGUAAUGUUGAUAAUGGUGAAAUAGUGAAAAGUUUUCUUUGAGGACUAUUUUGCCUCUUAAUAGCCAGCAUGUCUCACUCCUCCAUGGAUGUGUUUUAAAAAUAUAUCAUCUCAAAAGUAUCAUAAAACAGUGUCUCAGGCAUCAGGCAGCACAUUUCUAACCAUUUCAUGUGAUAACUUUCUGUGAGGGAGCUUUUAGAAGUAUCAGACUCUUAAGACGUGUGGUUCCCAUCAUCACCACUAUGAACAGUUGUGACUUGGUAAGCUUCUCUAAAACGGCCCAUUUCACACCAAACAACUUUGAAUGAAUGUUUACAUCUCAUUGAUUGAAUUAUGCAAAAAUAUUGAAAAAUCGGUGCAAUUCUUUGUUUAAUUUCUGUUUGUUCAUUAAUGCAGUUUUCUAUGUACAACAUAAACUGCUCUCCUAUAUUUUCAGGAUGUAUACAGUGUAUAUGUGUGAUCAUGCCUGACUAUUUUGGAGAAUAGCUAACGUGGAAUUGCUUGUUUUCUUCAAUGGCUGUACUCGUGUACAUUCUGGUGCUUGUGAGAGAUGAGGUUACUAACUUCACUGAUGCAAACUCUUAUGCAAAGCUCUGACUCCAUGCUGCACUGUGGUUCCUGUCUGUGGUGUUCUCAGCAACAUUCACAGAAGUUUUAUAUAAAUAGUGUGAUGCCAGUCAAAUUUCAGAUUUUAUGAUAAAUUCUUGGUGGUGCAGAUACUAACUUACUCAUUAGCUCCAUUUAAUAUUGGGGCGUAUUAGCAAUACAAACAGUUAAUCCAGCUAAUUCAGCACUCAAGACAUGGACUAAAUUGUGGAUUCUUAUUGGAAGUUGGUUCAAGUAAUAAUUAAAGGAACACUCCAGCACUUUGGACCUAAUCUUUGUCUGCUGCAUCUGUAUUGAAUCUUUGAUUACUAUGGACAAUGGGCCUCAUUCAACAAUAUCUUCCUAACUUUUUUCUUAAUUGUUUUCUUGAGAAAGAGCCUAAGAAAAAGUAUGUAUGUAUGUAUGUAUGUAUGUAUGGUGAAUGUCAGAUGUCUUUGUGAAAACUGUGUAAGUGGGUUUUAAGAAGAAAUUUCUUCUUAAAAAGGGUUGUGAAUGAGGCCCAAUAAUUUUGAUGCGUUUACCUGUAAAUAGUAAACACAUCUUUUUAUAAAACAUUCAAGAAUUCUUCAAAGGUAUUUAUAAUUUUAGCUGCAAGUCUGUAUAAUUAGUUCUUUCGGAGAGUUUUGAAUUUGCACAAUAUCGGUGCAUAUUUUAAAGUGCCCAUUGGCUUCUAUAAUGAGUGAGUCAAAGGGUUUUUAGUUUUUUCCUUAAUACAGGGAAACAGAUCAAAAGUCUUGUCUGUGGUAUUAGAUGGUACAAUACAAAUGCGGCAGAUAGAGAUUAGGUUGAAAAGUACUGGACUAUCCUUUUAAUGUAAUUAUCAUAUUAUUACAGCAUUUAAGGCUGAACGUGUCUGGGUAUGCAAAGUCAGCACCAGAGCUAUGUGUUGUGAGGCCUAUAAAUAAGCAUAAUUCAUCUCAGAUUCUUUGGCUUAAGCUAUUUAAGUAACCAGAGACCACAGUUUCAACAUAGUUCUGAACUUAAAACUAGCAGCGUCAUUGGUGGAAGAAAACAAGGUGAAAGCAAAAUGAAAGAACUUUUUAAAUGUAGGAAUAUUUUAUUAACAUGAGGUAUUAACAGAAGUUGCUUACCAUUUUUGGAAAGCUUGUAGGCAAAUUUGCAAUAUAAUAUUUAUGUUCUUGAAAUGCUUUUCCUGGUUUGUUGUGGAAUUUGUCAGUCUUAGUUCUCUGUCGGGCCUUAAUUUCAAGAAAGACAUGAAAUAAGAGGGUGUCUAAAAGAGUGCCAUUAUUUUAUUGUAUUUAUGUAAGAAAUCUUUAUGUUGUAGAACAUGUACAUCUGUGUCUUGAUAACUGUUGACAUUUUCUUUUGUAUUUUGUCUCUUCAGCAAGCUCUUAUGUGUUGUGUUAAUAUAAUACCCAUAUUCUGUCAUUAUGUUUUUGUGCCUCUAAUAUCUCAAACCAAGGGCUUUUAUUGCAUAAAAACACAAUAUUGUGUUAAAAAAAAAAAACGAUGCACUUUGGUUUGGAUGAUAAAAUUAAUAAAACAGAUUAAUGUAA